Molecule: messenger RNA, 807 nt
Organism: Phytophthora infestans T30-4
Lineage: Eukaryota; Oomycota; Peronosporomycetes; Peronosporales; Peronosporaceae
Exons: 8
Coding region: 1-807 (268 amino acids)
Molecular function (GO): protein binding
Source: RefSeq, a predicted model, not a curated record
AUGGAGCUGCAGGACAAGGUGGCAAUAGCUCAACGACGUGUGGUACAUGACCGCUCUACGUAUCGAGAAAUUGAUACGAGUGUGAUCGAUCUCCUGUUAGGAUACAACGCGUCAGUGAACGAGCUCGACGAGGUGCGAUACUCCAAAGGAGUGAGUGCUUUACAGAUCGCUUGUGUUCAAGGUCGCACCGAGAUCCUCGAGCUUCUUCUUAAUGAAAACCCCGAAAACCAAACCAAAAACGUCGAAAUUGGUCGAAUCUCCACCGACGUGGCCACUCUGACCCACCCUUUAAUCAAAUUGGGUAUUCUUCAAAAUGAAGACGACGUCAACAGUCACCAAAAUCGGCGUCAUCGUUUCCCAGGGUUUGACAGCUUGAACAUACCGGCGAACAUGGCAAUUAUGGAAGUACUGAUUCGCAAUGGAGCCACGUUUAACUUCCCUACUGGACGAAGCCGGGACUCGCAGCUUCGUCAUGUCAUUUUAGCGCUCUCUUGGCAGAAUCACACGUACGAGGCGCUCAGGUUAACACUGCUCUUACUCUUCUCUCCUUGGGUAGUGGAAGUGAAGCAGCACAAAAGUCGCGAUCUGGAGCAGUCCGAACACGAACACCGGCACAACAGUAGCACCCACGUUUGCAGGCGUCACGUCGGUCAUUUCGGUAUGGUAUUUUGCACUCGGAAGAUCCGUGGUCGUGAUUACUGUGAUCGCAGUCGCAGAGGACGCACUCUGCAUACAGGUGGCCACGUAGACAGCGUUAAAGAAAUCUACCGUGAAAAUUACAGCUUCCGGGAAGAUAAGUCCAGCUGA